Molecule: messenger RNA, 1119 nt
Organism: Saprolegnia diclina VS20
Lineage: Eukaryota; Oomycota; Saprolegniomycetes; Saprolegniales; Saprolegniaceae
Exons: 4
Coding region: 1-1119 (372 amino acids)
Source: RefSeq, a predicted model, not a curated record
AUGAGCAGCGACGACGACAUUGUCGAGCGCAUCCUAUUUGGCGAGUUCCUCGACGAGUACCCGGGCGACCAGGGCGACUUCGAGGAUGACGGAACGUCCGAGACGAGCUCGACGGACGAGAAGCCCAAGCGCCGGAAGCGCCAUCGCAUCACGCUCAAGCAAGAGAUCGACGCGCUGCGCGCCAAGGAGACCGACCUCCGCACGACGCUCGACACGCUCAGCAAGCGCGCCGAGCUGCCGCUCAACGCCUCGGUCUGGGAGACGCGCGCCAAGGACCAGGUGGUCGCUGCGCAAAAGACGCUGCAAGAAAACACCCUCUUGCGCAACAUGCUCCAGGAGCAGCUCAAGACGAUUAGCGCUCUCGAACGCGUCCUCAAGAAGAAGCCCAAGCUCGCGCUCACACCUCAGUCUGACCACGACGAAUGGCGAACGUGGCGCCUCGGCGUCGACAGCGCGGCCCGCGAGCACAGCAUGCGCGCGAUUCUAAGCCACCUCCACGACCGCAUGGAGUCGGAGCUCAUCAAGAACAGCGUGUACGACCUCAAGGACGGCCACUCGUCGCUCUCGCUGCGCUCGCGCCACAACGUCCUGUGGUUUGACUUUAUGCAGUGCAACGUCCUUGACGCCAAGAUGGACGCCGUCGCAGCGGGGUUAUGGGCCGUGCUCUGCCAGCGCGUCAAGGUCCCUCGCACCUCCGUUCUCGACGCCAACGGCUCGAUCCUGCAUCAAGUGGACGAAGACACGGUGUACACGGAGACACGGGCGACCGUGACGCACAACCUCUUUGACGUCGCUGUGCAAGGCCGGUACCUCGCCCAGCGCAUCGUGGAAGCAACGCGUAUCGUGUUUGUGUACCGGUCGCUGCUCCAAGACGAUCUCUUCCCGCACAGCCCCCACUGCUUCCGCGACAACACGGUUGGCUGGAUUGUGUUGCAGCCGUGCCCUGACAACCCGAGCAAAACGAUCAAGUACGUCAUGACGCAAGUGACCAAGCCGCCGCGGUCGCACGAGCCCGAGACAGAGGCUGCCGACGCCGAGGACAUUGCCGACUUUGCGCUCAACUUGCUCUCGACGCACGGCUCCAAGGUCAACGACAUCAUCACAAAGACCGUCGCGUGA